This is a messenger RNA of Monosiga brevicollis MX1, 1275 nucleotides long. RefSeq lists its product as uncharacterized. The transcript has 5 exons. NCBI's taxonomy places the organism in Eukaryota, Choanoflagellata, Craspedida, Salpingoecidae. The record is from RefSeq and is a predicted model, not a curated record. The coding region runs from base 1 to 1275 and encodes 424 amino acids.
AUGGCUGCUCGCCCCGCCAGUCUUCUGCGCUUGCGCGGACAGCACCGUGAGCAAGAUCAGCCCGCAGCCAAGCUGCCUCGAAUCGAGAUUCCGCCGACCGGGCCCAAACUUCUCUUUGCGGAUCAUUUGAGUGCUCAGCUUGCUGUCGUUGGCUUUCAGUGUCCGGUUGCCGUGUGUGAGAUUCGGCUGAUCCCACUCAAUGUCACAGUCCCCAAAAUGACCAUAAGCGGGCGGACGGUGCCAAGUGUAAAUGUGCUUACUCUACAACAUUCGGAGUUUGGGGUGGAUGGUCAAGUCAAGCCGUUCAUGCGCACUCUGGGCACGCUGACUUUCUCCGAUGCAGUGGUGGCCCACCCCGUGGACAUACCUGCUACAGACCGCAUCAUCUUGAGCGGAAAUUUUGAGGAAAUUACGUUAAUCAUCCUGGGUGCUCCCGACGGGCGAGCGCUCGAGCGAUUACGCUGUCAUGAGGAGGAGCAACGCCUGCUCAAACAGGAACCCAGACGACAAAGCAGCGAGCCAGCGGUGGUCCCAACGACCCUGGCCCCCUCAAGCGCAAUGCCCAAAAGUCAGCCUUCUCCGUCUGAAAGUUUGCCAAAGCGCACAAGCCCUGUGCAGUCUGUUGUACUGCAUAGCAAUAAUGCCGUGCAACAUGAUGGGCAUAUGGACGAGCCAAUGGACGAGACGAUGAAUGAGUCAAUGGACGAGCCAAAGCCAACGGACGAGACAGUGAAAAAGUCAACGGACGGGCCUCCAAAGCGCCACGAUGAGCCGUUAAAGAACGAGACCGAGGCAGAGUCGGAAUCUGAGAACAAGGCUGAGCCAACGGCAAAAGAGGAUGACCGUGGUGAUGAUGAUGGCAAUGAGAGGGUUGAUGGCGAUGCCCUCAUGGACGAGCCAAGGAGCGGCUCUAUUGAUAAAGCAUCACCUGCUGAACAGCCAAAGCCUGAUCAUCAUAGGUCCAAGGAGGAACACUCCAGUAUUCAGUUGGAAAACAAGGUUGCUGCGGAAAACCUCGGGCAUUCGCACAUGGACAGUGAUGUCGACGCCGUGAGUGAUGAUGAUGAUGACGUAGCCAGAGGCGACAAUAACGAGCCUCCCGGCGCCAUGCCGCGAGAUUCCAGCGGGCAUGAGAACGCCACCGAUAACCGUGCCUCAGACUCGAUCAUCACCAACACUGCGAGAGUCAGACCCCAGGUGGUCUGUCCUGGCCAUGUGCUCUACCUCUAUACCGCCACAGCAGCUUCAAAGCACCGUGCCGCUAUUUGCCGCUGA